Fusarium keratoplasticum is the source of this 1530-nucleotide messenger RNA. RefSeq lists its product as uncharacterized. The record is from RefSeq and is a predicted model, not a curated record. The transcript has a single exon. Gene Ontology annotation, molecular function: hydrolase activity, hydrolyzing O-glycosyl compounds. NCBI's taxonomy places the organism in Eukaryota, Fungi, Ascomycota, Sordariomycetes, Hypocreales, Nectriaceae. Bases 1 to 1530 code for a protein of 509 amino acids. Gene Ontology annotation, biological process: carbohydrate metabolic process.
AUGCGUCAGACUCUGCCUUUCAGCCUUGCAGCUGCUUUGCUGCCAACACUAGGAGCGGCACAGGCCAAAGAUACCAUCAUCUUUGAUUCUCCUGGAAACCCCAUUCUCGGUGAUGGCUCUCUCUACUCGGCUGAUCCGGCACCGUUAGUUGUCAACGAUACUGUUUACAUUCUUUCCGGCAGGGAUGAGGCCGACGAACGUACAAACGAUUUUGUCAUGAACCAGUGGCAACUCUUCGAGGCCAAGAACCCCAAGCCAUCCGGCGGUACAUGGGCUCUUCACAAGGAUAUCGCAGAGCCACAAGACAUUUUCUCUUGGGCUCAACCUGGAGGAGCAUACGCGAGCCAGAUUGUCCAAGGAAAGGACGGCAAGUUCUACAUCUACGUCUCCAUCCGUCAGCAGAACGGGGCUUCAGAUCCCUUCUCGAUCGGAGUCGGCGUUGCAGAUGACCCCGUGGGACCUUACAAAGACGCACAUCCUGCUGGUCCCAUCAUUUCUCAAAACGUUCCGACCAAGAAUGACAUCCAUAACAUUGACCCUACUGUUCUGGUCGAUGACGAUGGAAAGGUCUACAUCUACUGGGGUUCUUUCAACCAGCUCCGAGGAUACGAGCUCGACUCCGACAUGGUUACCAUCAAGGGUAGCGAAGUCCGCGUCGACAACCUGGACGGUUACUUUGAGGCGCCUUGGCUGUCGAAGCGCAAGGAUACUUACUACCUCUUCUAUGCCGCCAAUAACGCUGGUCCAAACUCUCCCUGUACGCCCACUUCUUACCACGCCUGCAUUGCUUAUGGCACCGCCUCCAGCCCUCUCGGUCCUUGGACAUUCGGCAGUGUGGUGCUGGGCAUCGUCUCCUCGACUACAUCACACCCCGGCUUCUACGAGCUCGGAGGUGAAUGGUUCAUGGUCUAUCACACUGCUGAUGCCAAGGACGGAGGUCACUUCCGACGAAGCGUGGCUUUCGACUCCCUCGAGUGGGACGACUCUUCAUCACCGCCCCUGCCUCUCAAGGUCAAGCAGACCAAGCGACCAGCUGCUGCACCCAAACCAACCCGCAACAUCGCCCCCAAGGCCGAGGUGUCAUCCGAGAACGAGACUCCCAUUCAGUACUGGAUUGCUGCCCUCAACGAUGGCCGCAUCAAGGAGACUCCUCUGCCUCCUGACUACUGGUCCUCCUAUGCAGGAGAGCGAUCCCCAGAGACUAACGUCUUGACGUACACAUGGGAUAAGGCAGUCAAGCUCAACGGUGUCGCCGUAUCCUUCUUCGCAGACCAACCCGCCGGAUCCAACAUCGGCGUCCCACCUCCAGCAUCCUGGUACGUGGAAUAUGCCACCGGAAGCGGAAGCUGGGCCAAGGUGUCCGCCAAGGGCAGCUAUCCCACUGAGCCUUCUUUUGAUCCCCCAGAGGUCAGCUUCGAUACCAUCUCUACCACGAGCCUGAGGCUUACAGUCAAGGCCUCGGGAGGAUCUGGUCAGUUUGGUGGAGUUGGUAUUCAUGAGUGGUUUGCUUAUGCUCCUACCGCGGAGUAA